Molecule: messenger RNA, 977 nt
Organism: Colossoma macropomum (tambaqui)
Lineage: Eukaryota; Metazoa; Chordata; Actinopteri; Characiformes; Serrasalmidae
Exons: 4
Coding region: 77-811 (244 amino acids)
Source: RefSeq, a predicted model, not a curated record
AGGAGAAUAUAGUUCAGUGGUAACAUCUCUGAAGGGGAAGUGUUCUUUCUGCAAAACCAAAGUGUGUGUUCUGAAAAUGGAGAGGCACAGUCGUACCCGGGAGCUCUUAAUAUAUAUAUAUUUUUUUUCUUUGGGUCAAUUAUUUUGUGCUGAGGUUGUUCCUGUUCAGACUGGGGGAAAUUACACUUUUAAGUCUUUCACAUCAGGAACACCUCAGACCAUUCUGUGGAAAUUUAAAAAGUACAAAGCAGUUGAGUAUGAAAGUGAUGGGUUUACUUGGUAUAGAUUUGAAGGUCGAGCAGAUCUUAAUAUUAAAACUGGAGACUUCACAAUUAACCAGCUGAGUAAAGAGGACAGUGGUCUGUAUGAGUCUGAAAUCCAAGUGGAUGGAAAACUACAGUAUUCUGACCAUGAGAUUAAAGUGAUUGAUGCAGUUCCAGUACCAAACGUGACCUGUCAUGCAAAUAGUACAGUAGCGACACUCCUGUGUUCAGUGGGCUCUUCAGUUCAGGCCGAGCUUAUAUGGAGUGGCCCAAAUGGAUUCAAAGAAACAGGAGAGAGAAUCAGCGUCUCCUUCAAAGAAAAAUCAGUCUACUACUGCACCGCACAAAAUGAAGUGAGCAAGAAGAGCACAGAGUUCUCUCUGCAGAAAUGUCUCACAGGUGGAGUUAGUCCUGUCAUUGCCAUGUCUCUUACAGUUUCCUUCAUUGCUGUUCUGAUCGCUGCUCUUCUAGCUCUGCUCUACUACAGUUGCUGGACUGGGAACACAGAACUGGAUAUGACCUUCACCACAGUAGAAUAUACAUGCUGAAGCAAACAGUCUGAGAAUAUAAUGUGUCAACAACAUAUCAGAAAACACUUCUCACUGUAAACAACACACAUUCUAACCAGUUUCACAGCGAAUGUUACAUUUUAAACACACAGUCUGCUGUUAACAUCAUUUCCUAAUUGAGAAUGGUAUGUCUAAAGGACUCAGU